CUCUGCUGCUCGAUGUCUGAUGCCGAACGCGGCAUGACCGGCCUGCUUCGUUAGAAAAACAGAUUUCCUGCUGCUACCCGUCUUUGAUUUCUCUGACAUUUCCAGGGGAGCAAUAAAGUCAUUUAUCUUGUAUGACAGAUUAUUUGGCACUCCGCAUCUUCUGAGCUCUAAACUGUGAAGCUGGUCUCCUGCUUCAUUGCUUCAUUCCAGGGCAGUCAGGAUGCUUCAAAGGAAAGACAGCUUCCUCUGGGGAAAGAGAGAAGACAUGAAGAUACAGCCAGUCAAAACCCUGAGUGUGCAAAAGAGUGACAUCAUGGGCGAUAUUAAGAAACUGAGGCUAGAGAUAGACAACGUCAUGAACGAGAUCCAGAUCUUCGACUCGGAUGAGAAAAAUAAGGCCAUAAUGAGGGAGAAGCAGUUCCUGUGCGGAAAGAAGAAAUUCAACAUGGACCCCAAGAAGGGGAUCCAGUACCUCAAAAAACAUGACCUUCUGGAGGACACCCCGCAGGCCGUGGCUGAGUUCCUGUACAAAGGGGAGGGUCUGAGCAAGACGGCCAUCGGGGACUUCCUGGGGGAGAGGGGUGACACGCAUCUCAAGAUCCUGAACUGCUUCGUGGAUCUCCAUGGGUUUUCAGACCUCAACCUGGUUCAGGGGCUCCGCCAAUUUCUGUGGAGCUUUCGGCUCCCCGGAGAAGCCCAGAAGAUUGACCGCAUGAUGGAGGCCUUUGCCACUCGCUACUGCAACUGCAACUCCACCGUCUUCCAGUCCACAGACACCUGCUACGUGCUCUCCUUCGCCAUCAUCAUGCUGAACACCAGCCUGCACAACCCCAACGUGAAAGAUAGGACCACACUGGAGCGCUUCAUUGCCAUGAACCGUGGCAUCAAUAGUGGCGAGGACCUGCCCGAUGAGCUGCUGAUGAAACUAUACGACAGCAUCCAGAGUGAACCUUUUAAAAUCCCAGAGGAUGAUGGGAAUGACCUCACUCACACCUUCUUCAACCCCGACCGAGAAGGCUGGCUGCUUAAGAUGGGGGGCAGAGUGAAGACCUGGAAGAGGAGGUGGUUCAUCCUGACUGACAGCUGCCUCUACUACUUCAGAUACACCACGGACAAGGAGCCCAGAGGCAUUAUUCCCUUGGAGAAUCUGUGUGUGAAGGAUGUGGAGCACCCCCACAAACAGUUCUGCUUGGAGAUCUACAAUCCCAGACAAAAAGGGCAGAAGAUCAAGGCUUGUAAGACGGAGACUGACGGCCGAGUGGUUGAGGGGAAGCACAUCUCUUACCGAUUAUCUGCCAGCACCGCCGAGGAGCGAGACGAUUGGAUCGCCUCCAUCAGAGCAAGUACUUCCAAGGACCCCUUCUAUGACCUGGUGACGGCGCGUAAGCGGAGGGCACUCAGCACCGUUUCCAGAGACUGAGUAUCCAUGGGCUGUGCAACAUGGCGGAGGAUUAGCCUCAGAAAACAGCACACGACCAGUGCCGGGAUUGUGAUGGUCCCUUAACCCAGGAAAGACCAAGGAUUGCCUGGUACUAAGCCUUAUUCUCCGUGCAUAUUAUUUUCCAGUCUUCAAACCCCAGUUUCAAGAAGGCAGCAGCGUUUUAACUUCCAAAAACUGAUGCAGUGCAGAUUUCCACGGACUCCCAGCCAAACAGGUCUAAUUGUUUUUCAGAAUAAACCAAUCAGAAUUACCGGAUGCCAAGGCAUGCACACUAAGAUAAUCAAGUUUAUCAGCAUCGCAGCCCACGGUGUUUCACUUAUUUUGUGAAAGAUACACAUAUUUAAACAGAUCACUGUUAAAUGAAAUGUGGUAUUAUUCUAUGUUUAGUUAAAUUUUAAAUGCUUUUCAAAACGGAAACGUGAAUCAGGCACUUUUUUAGAGGUAUAAACACGUGGGCAGAUAUUCUGUGCCAGGAAAGGAUUGUGUGUGUACAACGUUUCAUUAAUUUAAAGUUUAUAUUUUUGUGUAUAUACUUACGUUUGACCAAUGUAAAAAAUUCAGUUAAAUUUAGAUACGCUCACAAUGUUUUAUUACUUGUAAAUAUAUUUAAUAAACACACAUUUGUUUGCAAAAUA
Messenger RNA from Brienomyrus brachyistius, 2076 nucleotides. Its product is annotated as cytohesin-3-like. Gene Ontology annotation, molecular function: guanyl-nucleotide exchange factor activity. Gene Ontology annotation, biological process: regulation of ARF protein signal transduction. The record is from RefSeq and is a predicted model, not a curated record. NCBI's taxonomy places the organism in Eukaryota, Metazoa, Chordata, Actinopteri, Osteoglossiformes, Mormyridae. Bases 221 to 1420 code for a protein of 399 amino acids. The transcript has 14 exons.